AUGUCGGCUCCACUUGUAGCAAAUGAUGAAUACGAUUGUAGUAUAAUCGGGCUCGUUAGGUAUUCUAUUCGAUUAUAAAAAUUGGAAUCAACGCUUAUCAAUAAUUUUUCUUUUCAGAGAUUUUGAAGAUUUAUCACUUUAUGAUUCGUAUUUUGGUGAUGACCCGUUGAGUGAAGAUGAUGAUAUUUGGCAAAAUGAAAGGGAAGCAAAAGAAGAUGAAGAGGUUCUCCAGAAAGAAAGAGAAGAGAAAGAACAGGAAGAGCUUGCCGCGUGUCGUGAGAGGUUAGAUUUUUUCACAAUUUAUCACGCUCAAACUCGGCAAAAAAACUUGAGCAAGGGCGCGUUUGGAAAUUUGUGUGGUCCUCAUUAGACUGCUUUAAUGUACCGCUAUAGGCUAAAACUGGAUGAGGUGUAUUUUCAAAAAAAUGGGGUGUAAAUUCUAAACAAACCCCCAUCCAGUGUUUUAUGUAAUUUAUAAUACAUUUGGAUUUUUUUUCAAUGAAUAACUUCCCAUAAGACAAUAUUCGAAUAUAAAACCAAACCUUUUUAGGGGGUGCGAUCUAUUCCUUGUCAAUAUUUUUAAAUUUUCCAGACCUAUGCUAAGAGGAAGAAGAAAGCUCAAAAGAAAAAAAUCAUAUGAUCAUAGUUCGUCCUCUGAAAGCGAAAGCGAAGAUGAAGAAACAUUAGAAGAGAAAGAAAGAAAGCAUAUUAUUCGAAUCGAGCUCAUCCAAAGGUUAGAUUUUUUCAGAAUUAUUUGACUUUCAAUAGUUUCAAAGAAAUUUUUUUUCACGAAAAUAAUUUCUAACUUAUGUAUGAUUCAAUAAAUUUGAAAUUUCCAGAAACAUUCGAGAGUCACUGGAACAACGAAAACGUCAACGAUCUGAAAGUUCUGAUUGUGAGGCAUAUUCAGGCAAAAAAGAGUGCAAGUAAAUAUUCUCCUCUUCAUAAUCAUCAUCAUUUUUGUUUGGUUGCAAUUCGUUUGUUUUUCGUUUAUGAAGCUGCGGUGAUUAUGUUCUCAUGCGCUGUUCAAAGGUGAGUAUAUAGGGUUUUCUCAUAAUAAUGCUAGUCCUAAUUUCAAAGUGACAAAAUUACAGGUUGGUUAUGUCAAGUUUUGGCCACGUAUUUUCGUCUUCAUCCACCUUCGUACAUUUGGUCGUUCUCUGGCUUCUUCCUUUCUGGCUCACCAAUUCCCUUCCUAUUUUGACACCAUCGUUGCAGGUGUUUGUUGUUGCGACAAUGAUAAUAUUUUCUCCCCAAAAUAA
Molecule: messenger RNA, 1262 nt
Organism: Caenorhabditis angaria
Lineage: Eukaryota; Metazoa; Nematoda; Chromadorea; Rhabditida; Rhabditidae
Source: the annotation of a GenBank genome assembly